AUGAAUGCAUCCACCAAGGUAUCCUGCCCUUCCUUUCUUCAUCUACCGGUAGAAGUGCGACUGCAGAUCUACGAUCGGGCGUUGAACCGCACCCUCCCCCCGCACAGCCUUCUCCGCGUCUGCCGCCAAGUGCGAGAAGAAGUACUCUCCGUAGUGCUGCGCAAGAGACGCUUCUUCGAGAGGCUCGACCAGUUUAUAACAUGGGCUCACCAGAGCCCAGCGCACCUGUUACCUCUGGUUCGAUCAAUCCACGUCAAUUGCAUCGUAAGCAGCUCGUUGUUCGCCGCGCCGGCGCCGAAGCCAUCAACAUUGUGGCAAGAGAUAUAUCAAAGCAUCGUCUCAACGGCUUCAACCCGCUUACCCACCCCCGUGGGUCCUCUAACCCCGUCUGUGGUCGCAGAAGCACUGGCCGCGCUGACUGGGGUCCGCGACUUUGGCAUCUUCGUCAUGCAAAACGUCGCCCGCUCCCCUCAAUUCCUCUCCGACCAGCGUCUGUUACUGACCACUCUGGGGACCCGCAUGCCGCAGAUCCAGAAAUUGGAGCUGGACAUCGACUUCCUUCCGCUGGACUUCCUCCGUCUGUUCGCCGCCGAGCUGCAUCACCUGACAAUAUCAGGCUAUGCCGCGGCCUCCGACAACAAUAAAACCAAGGAUGACGUCGACCAGGAGACCAACAACAUCGCCAUAUUUCGAAACCUCAAAUACCUUCAAAGCUUGACGUUGCGGAACGAAAUGAAUACGUUGCUGAACCGCGUGGCCGACCGGGAUGUAUCCCGCCUCGCUCCGCUUGUCGCCGUUACGCCGGAGGUGGUGCGCCAGAUGCAUCCGCUGCAAGGGUUCACCAUCGUGAGCGCGAAUGAUCGACAUUUCGAGUCCCACUUCUUGACGGCAGCAAUGAUCAGAGCGCUGCUGCAUACGCAUGCGAACUCAUUGGUGAACCUGGAGAUCUGGAGCGACGGCCAGGUUACUGAUGAGGUGGCCGUCGAGUUGACGAAACUGCUGCCGCGGUUGGCUCAGUUGAGAACUCUUAGGCUGCACUUCCGAUAUUCUCAAGCUCUGGGCCUGACUUUCAAGGAUUUUGUGCCGCCAAUCGUGGAAAAUGUUGAUUUGCAGUGCGAGAGGUGCUAG
Molecule: messenger RNA, 1128 nt
Organism: Aspergillus japonicus CBS 114.51
Lineage: Eukaryota; Fungi; Ascomycota; Eurotiomycetes; Eurotiales; Aspergillaceae
Exons: 1
Coding region: 1-1128 (375 amino acids)
Source: RefSeq, a predicted model, not a curated record